AUGGCAUUAAUUACCCUAUUAAUUACUAAUAUUCCCCAGGGGGGGUCCGGGGGGGGUCGCCUUCCCCUCCCCCCUCUGGGGGCGACCCUGGCGCGGCUCCGGGGGGCGCUGGAGGCGCUGGGGGCGGGGCCGGAACCGGAACCAGAACCGGAACCGGGACCGAGAACCGAACCGGGACCGGAACCGGGACCGAGAACCGAACCGGGACCGGAACCGGGCCGGGAGCAGAACCGGGACCGGGACCAGGAACUGGAGCGGGACCAGGUUCGGGAACGGGAUCGGAACCGGGACCGGGAUCGGGAUCAGAACCGGAAUCGGAACCAGAACCGGGAUCGGGAUUGGGAUUGGGAACGGGACCGGAACCGGGACCGGGAUCGGGAUUGGGAUCGGAACCGGGAUUGGGGACGGGAUCGGAACCGGGACCGGGAUUGGGAUCGGGAUCGGAACCAAGAUCAGAACCAGAACCGGGAUUGGGACCGGAACCGGGAACGGGAUCGGGACCGGAUCCGGAACCGGGACCGGAACCAGAACCGGGAUCGGGAUUAUUGGGAUCGGGUUUGGGCCUGGAACCGGGAUCAGAACCGGGAUUGGGAUCGGGAUCAGAACCGGGAUCAGAACCGGGACCGGGAUCAGAACCGGGACCGGGAUCGGGAUUGGAACCAGAACCGGGGCCGGGAAUGGGAACGAGAUCGGGAUCGGAACCGGGAAUGGGAUUGGGAUCGGGAACAGGACCGGGAUCGGGAUUGGGAUCAGAACCGGGACCAGGAUUGGGAUCGGAACCGGGAUCGGGAUCAGAACCGGGAUCGGAACCGGGAUCGGGAUUGGGAUCAGAACCGGGACCAGAACCGGGACAGGGAUCGGGAUUGGGACCGGGAUCGGGAUCAGAACCGGGAUCGGGAUCAGAACCGGGAUCAGAACCGGGAUCGGGAUCAGAACUUCACACCAGUACGGGACUGGUGCUGCCCCGGCUGGACUGGGAGGACUGGAGGGGGCAGCUCUGAUCGCCUCAACCGCGCCUCCCUGGGGCGGAUCCAGAGGAGCCUCCUGGUGCUGAGCCUGGACUCACCUGUGCUGACGUCACCGGGGGGGCGGGGCCUGGAGGGCGGGGCCGCCCAGGUGCUGCACGGGGGCGGGGCCGGCGCCAACAGCGCCAAUCGCUGGUGGGACAAAACGCUGCAGGUGAGCUCACCUGUCCCGGUGGGCGUGUCCCAGCUGGUGAUUGGCCAGGACGGCACCUGCGGCUCCCUCUUCGACCCGGCCGUCAUCGACGGCGCCGCCGUGGCCGAGCUCCUGGACCACGCCCUCCAGCACAGGUGA
Pseudopodoces humilis (Tibetan ground-tit) is the source of this 1317-nucleotide messenger RNA. NCBI's taxonomy places the organism in Eukaryota, Metazoa, Chordata, Aves, Passeriformes, Paridae. The record is from RefSeq and is a predicted model, not a curated record.